Molecule: messenger RNA, 4455 nt
Organism: Cryptococcus wingfieldii CBS 7118
Lineage: Eukaryota; Fungi; Basidiomycota; Tremellomycetes; Tremellales; Cryptococcaceae
Exons: 6
Coding region: 1-4455 (1484 amino acids)
Cellular component (GO): eukaryotic translation initiation factor 4F complex
Molecular function (GO): mRNA binding; translation initiation factor activity; protein binding
Source: RefSeq, a predicted model, not a curated record
AUGACUCCCGGACCCCUCAACACCACUGACAACCAGACGGGUACCACCUCUGCCUGGGCUCGCGGGCCUCCCAACAAAGCCCCCUCUGCCCCCAACAACGCCCCCUCGGGCACAAGCACCCCCAGCCAUCCCGCCCCAGUCCUGCCCAGCCACGGCCCCUCCGCCAUCCCAAUCGGCGGUGGCGGCCACUCGCGCAAGAACAGCCUCUUGGUAGCCGGCAAUGGCGAAUUCAAGAAAGGCAACCUCGCUUUCGGCACCGUCGACUCGCCCACCGCCGCGCUGUCGUCGUCUCCCGCCGCCCCGUCCAUGACGGGCGGCCAUCUUUCCGACGCCGUCAGGUCGUUCGGCUCGAUCGACGCUGCCGACAAGCAGGACGGUCCAGAUGCAAUCAGCUCCCGCCGAAGCAGUGUGCUCGGAAACGCUGCCGCAGGUCCAUCGCAGGGCAAGAAGCUCGGUAUCCAUGCCCUCUUCUCCAGCAAGGCACCCCAGCCUCAUACAGCCCCUCAGCCCCAGCCGGUCAUGUCUCCGCCACAACACCACCAUCCGCCCGCACCCAUUCACCACAACAGACGCCAGUCGUUCGGACACAAUGGAGGUGCAUUUCAGCAGCCGAUGGCGGGAUCACCUAAUCAGCACUUUGUAGGAUCCCCUCACAUGAGGCCACCAGGUGCCCACCCGCGCUCUCCGGUUCCGAAUCACAAUAUGCCGUUCAAUCCGUCCGCGCCUCAGCAGAUUCAGCAUGGUUUCAGACCGCCCCAGCAGCCCCAGAUCAGGCCAAACAACAUGCCGCGGGGGGGACCGGGGCAGUACGGCAUGCAUUCCGGACCCCAGGGACUUCCGUAUCCCAUCAUGGGCUUUCCUCAAGGCAACUUUUAUCCCGGUGCAUACAAUCCGUAUGAGCAACAUCAGCAGCAGCAAAACUUUGGUGGGCCGCCCUCGCAGUGGGUGCCCCAACAGUCCCAGUCACCGCAACAGCACUUUGGCAGCGGCUAUCCGCCAUCUGCUCCUGGUCCUGUAUCGCCGAGAGCCCAAUCCCAGAUGCUCUCGCCUCCAACCCAAUCCCCUCUGCCUCCUCCCCCGGCUGUGGCAAACGAAGGGACAAGUCCUGUCCCUACCCCUCCUAUGCGCCCUCCCAGUCUGAUGAGCAGUCACCAUCACUCGUUAUCAAACGCGUCUGUGGCAUCAAUACCGCAUCAGAGCACUGGCAGCACAGUCGGGGGACCGUCAACUUAUCUUUCUGGUAACGCUACCAACUUUGCACCUCGGAAAUCAGCUGCUGUCAAGAUAUCGCGGCCAGAUGGCACUGCUCUCGAUCUUGAAAACAUCAAGGAGGCCGCGAAACCAGCAGAGGCCGCAUCCAGCACCAACCCGGUCUCGGCGUCAACCACCCCCGGAUCGGAAGUCUUGAAGAAAAGAGCCCUGCCCACUGUCGUGCGCAUCGAGUCUGAAGAGCAGAGGCAGAAACGGAUGGCGGAAGAAGCGCGGGCAAAGGAGCUCAAGAAUGCAGAUGAUAUUGCAGAGAAGGAAAGAAAAGAGAGAAUGGAGAGAAAGGCGAAGGAUGAGCAGGAAAAGAAGGACAAAGAGGCCAAGGACAAGUCGGACAAGGACGCUUCUGAAAAGGCUGCAGCCGAUGCCAAGAAGGCAGAGGACGAAAAGAAGCGGUUUGAGGCGGCCCUCGCAGCCCAAGCCGCCGCGGCCAAAAAGGUCGAGGAAGAAAAGGCCGCAGCGGUCAAAGCAGCGCUGGAAAAGUCUGAAAAGGCGGAAGAAGAAAAGGCCAAAGCUCACGCGGCCACUUUGGAAGCUAGAUCAAAAGCCGAGGAGCAGCUUCGGGCCAUCGUCGAGACCCCGAGCACCUCCGUCACACCGUCUCCCAUGGGCUCUCCAGCCCUGGGUGCCGGACUGCCUGCCAAGCCCGUUGCCGCUCUCGGUGCUGCCAAGCGUACCCCGCCCUCUGCACUCAAUCUUGCCACAGCAUCCGAAUCGCCCGCUCCUCUCACAGCUUCUGCUUCUGCUCUCACCAGUGCCCGUCCAAUCGAUGACAUUACCUCUGUCAAUUAUCCCCAUGCCCUCUUGUCUCCCAGCAUCGACCUCAACAAGAACGCCGAGCCCGGAAAAUUCCGCUACGACCGUGGCUUCUUGAUGCAGUUUAUGAAUGUCUGCAGGGAAAAGCCAGAGAGUCUUCCGCCUCUCGAGGACCUCGGUCUCGAUGUCGACGGUGCUAGCGGGUUUGGAGGCCGCGGUGGCUCUUCUCGUGGGAGCCGAUCUUCCAUGGGCCCAUCAAGUCGUGUACCUGGCGGUGCCGGGGCAACUGGUCUCGGCGUCACUGGCGCUCGUUCUUCCUACCCAAACAGCUUUGGCACUGGUCAAUUUGGGUCCGGUCCGGGAUCUCUCCGUGGUUCUACCAGCGAGUCACGCUACCAUGCCAGCCUGGGACCGCGAGCUCCCAGCGGCCGCGGUGCCCCGGGUGGCAUCGGCUCCUUCUCGGGUCUGCCGUCAAUGGGUAUCACCAAUUCUCGAAACGGUGCCAGCCGUGGAAGUCAGCGUGGCAGCAAACGCGUUCCGUCUCAAGCCAUGGCGCCACCUGCGCCGGCAAUUCCUAUCUCUGAGAACGCCUGGACACGAACUCGGCUUGGUACCAACGACGAGAGCUCCCCCGCCUUCAUUGAGCGAAAGGUGAAGGCCCUCCUCAAUAAGCUUACGGAGGAAAAGUUCGACCCUAUCUCCAAGCAGAUCCUCGAAUGGGCCAACAAAUCUGCCAAUGAAGAGGAUCACAUGACGCUCAAACUUGUCAUCAAACUCAUCUUUGAGAAAGCUACCGACGAGGCCCAUUGGUCGGCCAUGUAUGCCAAACUUUGUCGGCUGAUUCAUGACCAGCUGGAUCAAGCCGUGACUGAAACCACCGCCGAUAACAAGGUGUACUCUGGUCGGGCUCUUUUCCGUCGCUAUCUUCUCGGACGAUGUCAGCAGGACUUUCAAAGUGGCUGGAAAGCCCGCGAAGACACUGCCGUGGCUGCUGCGGCCAAGGAAAAGGAAGACGGCGCCAAGGUGGCCGAAAAGGAGAUGGAGAAGAAGCCGGAAGGUGGCGAAGAGAAGGAAGCUGUUCUCUUGAGCGACGAGUAUUAUGCUGCCCAAAAGGCCAAGCGACGAGGCCUCGGUCUGGUCCAACUGAUUGGAGAGAUGUACAAGUUGGACAUUCUCACCUAUCGGGUCAUCACCGAGUGCUUGACAAAACUCCUUGCCAACUUUGAAAAGCCUGACGAGGAAGACGUCGAAUCAGCCUGCAAACUCUUGACAACGGUGGGUGACAAGCUUGUCAAGGCCAACCCAGAUUUGCUCGACGGUUCCUUCACUGCUCUGGAGAAGAUUCUGAAGAAUGAUGACCUGCCAUCACGGAUCCGCUUCAUGAUAAUGGACGUUCAAGAUCUUCGACGAGACGGAUUCCGUUCACAAAAGAACCAAUCAAGUGUGAUGACUAUCGCCGAAAUUCACAAACAGGCAGCCAAGGAAAAGAAUGCAGCCUCCGCUAGAGAAUCCAUGUCACGAGGUGGUUCGCGAGCAGGUGGUAGACGUGAUCCCCCACAACAGCCUGGGGACUGGCAAGCAGUACCUGGUGGGCCUCGAGUGGCCGGUCGCCCGGUUGACUUUGCUGGUAUCGGGCGAGGUCUCAGUAGCUCUGCGCGCACCUCUUCACCUAGCUUUGCUGGGCCAACAUCUGUAUUCAGCAGGAAGGGGGGAAAUACAGCCUCUCCGGCUCCCCCAGUCUCACGCUCAACGUCCUCAAACAUGUUCAGUGCUUUAACUGAUGGCCAAGACAAUACCGGCUCGUCUGCCUCAAGAAGAGACAGUGCGGAUGCCGGUGAGCCAACGCCUCAACGAAAAAGGUUAUCUUUGGCCCCACGUACCAAACCUGUGCCUACUGAGGGUGAUGAGGAGGAAGAUCCCCAGGAUGGAGAGGGUGGGGAGUCUGGAGAGUCUGAAGAAGACCUCAGUGAGGAGCAGGCGAAAGAAAAGAUCAAUCUGGAUAUGAAGGAGCUAUGGGGUGAGAAGGAUCAAGGAGGGUCGAGAAAUCCUGGGGAUGUCGUGGAAUACUUUACUUCUUUGCCUCAAAAUCUGCGCCACUUGUUGGCUGCUCGUUUGCUGGAAGAUGUUUUCCGUCUGUCAAAACCGAGGGACGCGGAGGUCGUGGCGAAGGGUUGGAAAGCCGCCCUGGAAGCCCAAGCCGUACCUGUUGCAGUGUUCAAGGAAACUCUCGAGGAGCGAGUUGUCUCUUUGGACGAUGAUGCCGUGGAUUUCCCCGGUGCUUAUAAGGCGGUCGGCGAGCUCAUCCGGUCUCUCUCUUUGGCCGACGAAGAAAUCCAAAAUCUGAUAUCCAAAAUCGAGGUGUACGGGCAACCCCGGGUGACGCCACAACAAAAGCUUGAGAAGGCUCUCAAGGAGAUUGAUGGAGAGGCAUAG